CUGAUUAUCUGAUAUGACCUUAGCCAACGAAUUUUGGCUCCUUGAUCAUGUUAAGGAUAUGAUUGAGUCAUUAGAGGGUUUAACUUGUGUUUAGCAAUCAUCGCAGCUUCAGCUCGAUUUUGAUGACAAAGAAUCUUAUUAGGGAACACUAAUAACUUUAUGUUCUAAAGAUCAAUGAUUUAUGUUAUCUGCAUAUCGGUUCAUUCCACAUUAUUUUGUGUUAGAAGUACUGAUGGAUUUUCGUGAUGAUAUGAUCAGGAAUUUGUUUUAAGGGGUAUUCAUUUGUUACCUCAUUAAUGUCUUCAAAUCCAGCAUCUGAUUCAGAAGAUAUACCAUCUGGACCGCAGAUGAUGGUAUUUAAUGGCCAGCGUGGUAUCAAUUCCUCCAAUAGCAAGGAUAGCUCAGCAAAAUCUAGUGGUAGUUCAACUCAGGAUCCAAGUUCCAAAGGAAUGGACCUCAGUAGUAAGACUAUAGCUGAAUCAACCACCACCAGUAGUCGUUCUUCUCCAAGCCCAAUGCCACAUGCAAAUUCUGAAUUUCUAACCAAUUCUAUCCCCAGCCAUGGCCAACGAAGUCGCAAUAACUCUCGUUCUGAUAGCUUAGAAAGUAUCACUGCACCCCUAAAGCCUCAUACUGGUGGUGACGUUCGGUGGGAUGCGAUCAACAUGGUUUCUAAAGGUUCCCAACUCAAUCUUAGCCAUUUUCGGCUUCUCAAGCGCCUAGGCUAUGGAGAUAUUGGUAGUGUUUAUCUGGUAGAACUCAGAGGAACAAAUGCUUUUUUUGCCAUGAAAGUCAUGGACAAGGCAUCUCUUGCUAGUAGAAACAAGCUAUUGCGAGCACAAACAGAAAAAGAGAUACUUGGACUUCUUGACCACCCAUUCUUGCCAACUCUAUAUUCGUACUUUGAGACUGACAAGUUCUAUUGCUUGGUCAUGGAAUAUUGUAGUGGAGGUAAUCUACAUUCCCUGCGACAGAAGCAACCUAACAAGCAUUUUACAGAGGAAGCUGCACGGUUUUAUGCAUCACAGGUUUUGUUAGCACUCGAGUAUCUGCAUAUGCUUGGAAUCGUGUACAGGGAUUUAAAGCCAGAAAAUGUUCUAGUAAGAGAUGAGGGCCAUAUCAUGCUCUCUGACUUUGAUCUAUCACUCCGUUGUUCUGUGAAUCCUACACUAGUCAAGUCUUCAUCUGUCCAUGUAAACAAUGGUAGUGGUGGUGGUGGUGGUGUUUCUGGGGCCAUUUUGGAAGAGGAUUAUGCUGUCCAGGGUUGUAUGCAGCCAUCCACUUUUUUUCCACGCAUUUUACCUUCCAAGAAGAGCCGCAAAUCUAGAUCAGAUUUUGGCCUUUCUGCUACCAACUCCCUCCCAGAACUGAUGGCAGAGCCUACAAAUGUGCGCUCCAUGUCAUUUGUUGGAACACAUGAAUAUCUAGCCCCAGAGAUUAUCCGUGGAGAAGGCCAUGGUAGUGCUGUGGACUGGUGGACAUUUGGCAUCUUCUUAUAUGAGCUCUUACAUGGAACAACCCCGUUCAAGGGCCAUGGAAAUCGCGCCACACUUUAUAAUGUUGUUGACCAGCCUCUGAAGUUCCCAGAAACGCCACAAGUAAGUCCUAUUGCACGUAAUCUCAUUCGAGGGCUCUUGAUCAAAGAACCAAAUAAGCGAAUUGCAUACAAAAGGGGUGCCACAGAAAUAAAACAACACCCAUUUUUUGAGGGAGUGAACUGGGCUCUAGUGAGAUGUGCCAUGCCUCCUCAUGUACCUGAACCUGUAGACUAUUCACAAUAUGCCAGCAAGGAGGCAAGCGCUCCCGACAAAAAGAUGCCAGAAGAGGGCAGUAACCCUAAUGAUUCUUCUUAUGUAGAUUUUGAGUACUUUUAGCACGCAUUUUGGGAGUCGAUUCUCUUGUGGAAAGUUACAUUGUACAAAGAGAAAAAAGAGCUGCAAACCAGUCAGUUAUAUACUAUGUGUUGAGGUUUUCAUGAUGCAGACUUGAUUUUGUUUACAAA
Messenger RNA from Fragaria vesca subsp. vesca, 2002 nucleotides. Its product is annotated as protein kinase G11A-like. Bases 297 to 1874 code for a protein of 525 amino acids. Gene Ontology annotation, cellular component: nucleus; cytoplasm; plasma membrane. The transcript has 3 exons. Lineage: Eukaryota; Viridiplantae; Streptophyta; Magnoliopsida; Rosales; Rosaceae. Gene Ontology annotation, biological process: protein phosphorylation. Gene Ontology annotation, molecular function: ATP binding; protein serine/threonine kinase activity. The record is from RefSeq and is a predicted model, not a curated record.